Nematostella vectensis (starlet sea anemone) is the source of this 1635-nucleotide messenger RNA. Its product is annotated as glutamic acid-rich protein. The coding region runs from base 110 to 1465 and encodes 451 amino acids. NCBI's taxonomy places the organism in Eukaryota, Metazoa, Cnidaria, Anthozoa, Actiniaria, Edwardsiidae. The transcript has 5 exons. The record is from RefSeq and is a predicted model, not a curated record.
GCUCGCUGGCGACAGAUCACGACUUGUAUAAAUACGAUCUCGGAUGAUAGCGGGUCAUUUCGUACCAAGAACUUGACACGUCCGAAGCGAGCAAGACUUGGAAGACAUCAUGAAGCUUGUAAUACCCGUUCUGUUAUUGAUCAUACCUUGCUCUCAAGGGUUCAGCCUGAGAUCCUGGUCUGAGGCGAAAAUCCCUCAUCUUAGCGCUCUCGAGAAACACACCGAAGAGUUUAUAGGGGAAGUCAGAAAACACGCCGUUGAGAAAGUACAAAAGGCUCAAAAGAUAAUUAGCGAGGAGCCUGGACUCGAGGAGGAGCGUGAGCGCCUACAAGUCGCAAAAAAGGGCCUUCUGUUCGAGUUUCGUGACCAUGCCCUCUACAUGCUGGAAAAGGCACGAUCUGGAAUCGUGGAGGCAGAGGAGGGCAUGGAACGAGUGAAUCCCGAAAAGCUUGAAACGAUGGUGAAAGACGUGCGAAAACGAACCAAGGAAAUUGUCAAGUCGCUCAAGCAUUUUCUGAAGGAAACCAAAGGUGAAGUCGACAUUCCCCUUCCCCCAGCACCGGAAGUCUCAGAACCAGAACCGGAAGUUGUGCCAGAAGAGGUUGAAGUUGAUGUGAAACAAACAAAGUCAACCCCUGUAGAAAGUGAACCAACCGAGACUCCUGAAGUUGUGCCUUCAGAAAAACUGGAAGGUAUUCAGGCUGAGGUACCGGAAGUUAUGCCUUCAGAAAAGCAGGAAAUUAUUCAUAUUGAGGUACCGGAAGUUAUGGCUUUCGAAAAGCCGGAAAUCAUUCAUACUGAGGUACCGGAAGUUAUGCCCGCAGCCGAACAAGCCGUGCCCAGAGAGAUCUUUCCCACUGAAGAAACAGAAGUGAUUCCCACUGAAGAGACAGAGGAAUAUACCGAAGAACCGGAAGUUGUUCCAACUGAGGAGCCAAGUGAUGAGGAGGAAAGCGAGGAGGCGGGACGUGAAAAGGAGGAGGAGGAGGAAGAUCAGAGGGAAGGACGUGAUCAUAAUGAUGAUGAGGAAAGCGUAGUGAAGGAGGAGCCUGAAAACAGCCAGGAGGAGGAAAUUGAUGAUGAGGAGGCAGCGGAAAGCAAGACGGAAGAAACAUCUCCUCCCUCCAAAAAAGUACACAACAUGAAUGAGGAGAUACUAGAUGAUGAUGAUGAUGACGAUGAUGAUGAAGACGAGGAGGAAAUGGGGAGGGAAAAGCCAAAAAUGUCAGUGGAGCCAAAAAAGGAGUCUGUCAAACCAGUUAAGCUGACGAAAAGUGCGAAACUGGAAAAUAACCACGUGCCUGCUUGGCUGGAAAGAGGUCGCAAAAAAAUCAGGAAACUGUGGAAACGAAUCAACAACAAGAAGGGUGAAAAAUACUGGCAGAAACUGCGACGGCUGGAGCAAAAGCUCGCUAAAAAGGCAGAGAUGGCUAAAUGGAACACCACUCCUGAAGACGCUCAGUAAAUGUUUUAUACAAAAGCUACUUUGUUAUAUUCUUUUUUUUACAUGUAAUUGUAUUUGUUUAUAUUCAUGAUUAUAUCACUUAUUUAUAAUUUGUUGUUUUUCCAUCUAUUUUAGCUAUUUCUUGCUGAUUUGCUUUUUACAAAGAACAAUAAACUUUUAUAACAACAAUA